AUGACUUCCCGAGAAGAUUCCGUGUACUUGGCCAAGCUCGCCGAGCAGGCUGAGCGAUACGAAGAGAUGGUGGAGAACAUGAAGCAGGUUGCUUCUGCCGACGAGGAGCUGAGCGUCGAGGAGCGAAACCUGUUGUCAGUUGCGUACAAGAACGUGAUUGGAGCGCGACGCGCGUCCUGGAGAAUUGUGUCGUCGAUUGAGCAGAAGGAGGAGAGCAAGGGCAACGAGCUCCAGGUUAGCUUGAUCAAGGAGUACCGCCAGAAGAUCGAGGAGGAGCUUGCCAAGAUCUGCGAGGAUAUUCUUGCUGUUCUGGACGAGCACCUUAUUCCGUCGGCCAAGACUGGGGAGUCAAAGGUGUUUUACUACAAGAUGAAGGGCGACUACCACCGUUACCUGGCCGAGUUUGCGGUUGGGGACAAGCGGAAGAACGCGGCGGACGAGUCGCUUGAGGCGUACAAGGCCGCGUCUGAUGUGGCGGUGACGGACCUUCCUCCUACGCACCCGAUCCGUCUGGGACUCGCGCUCAACUUCUCUGUGUUUUACUAUGAGAUUCUAAAUUCUCCGGACCGCGCGUGCCACCUGGCCAAGCAGGCGUUUGACGACGCGAUUGCGGAGCUCGACACAUUGAGCGAGGAGAGCUACAAGGACUCUACGCUUAUAAUGCAGCUGUUGAGGGAUAACUUGACGUUGUGGACCUCUGACAUGACUGAGGCCGCGCCGGCCGAGCCCGAGACGGAGGCAGCCGCGGCUGCGCCUGAGGAGACGGCGGCUCAGGAGUAA
Myxozyma melibiosi is the source of this 780-nucleotide messenger RNA. Its product is annotated as 14-3-3 protein. Lineage: Eukaryota; Fungi; Ascomycota; Lipomycetes; Lipomycetales; Lipomycetaceae. The transcript is spliced from 2 exons. The record is from RefSeq and is a predicted model, not a curated record. The coding region runs from base 1 to 780 and encodes 259 amino acids. Gene Ontology annotation, cellular component: cytoplasm. Gene Ontology annotation, biological process: intracellular protein localization; signal transduction.